Neltuma alba is the source of this 1431-nucleotide messenger RNA. RefSeq names its product probable plastidic glucose transporter 3. The record is from RefSeq and is a predicted model, not a curated record. Lineage: Eukaryota; Viridiplantae; Streptophyta; Magnoliopsida; Fabales; Fabaceae. Gene Ontology annotation, molecular function: hexose transmembrane transporter activity. The coding region runs from base 1 to 1431 and encodes 476 amino acids. Gene Ontology annotation, cellular component: membrane. The transcript is spliced from 13 exons. Gene Ontology annotation, biological process: monosaccharide transmembrane transport.
AUGCGGGGAAGGCAGCGAGUGUCAUCCAGGGAACACAUAACUGCGUACGAUAAAGGAGAAACUUCGGUACGCUUACUGAAUGGUAAACCUUCUUGGCGGAAAUCUUUGCGGCAUGUAUUAGUGGCUUCGAUUUCUUCUUUCUUAUUCGGCUACCACCUUGGAGUAGUCAAUGAAACCUUGGAAAGCAUUUCAUUAGACCUCGGCUUUAGUGGGAAUACCAUGGCUGAAGGUCUUGUCGUAAGUACAUGUUUAGGAGGGGCUUUUGCUGGGUCCCUCUUCAGUGGGUGGAUUGCAGAUGGUGUUGGACGCAGGAGGGCUUUCCAGCUGUGUGCUCUGCCUAUGAUCAUUGGGGCAUCAAUGAGUGCAACAACAAAAAGCCUGUGGGGUAUGCUUCUCGGAAGGUUAUUUGUCGGUACGGGGAUGGGACUUGGCCCUCCUGUUGCAGCUCUUUACGUGACUGAGGUUUCACCUCCAACUGUAAGGGGUACUUUUGGGAGUUUGACUCAGAUUGCAACAUGUCUUGGAAUUAUGGGUGCAUUACUUGUUGGAUUCCCUGCCAAGGAGAUAGUGGGUUGGUGGAGGAUUUGUUUUUGGAUAUCUGGCAUUCCUGCAGCAAUACUUGCCUUUGCCAUGGAAUUCUGUGCAGAGAGUCCGCAUUGGCUUUUCAAGAGAGGAAGACGUACUGAAGCUGAAGCUGAAUUUGAGAAACUCUUGGGCGGGAUACAUGUGAAACCUGCAAUAGCUGAAUUGUCAAAUGACAGAGGUGAUGAGUAUGAUACAAUCAAACUUUCAGAAUCACUCUACAGUCGUCAUUUCAAAGUGAUGUUCAUUGGAUGUACACUUUUUGCUUUACAGCAGCUAUCUGGCAUUAAUGCUGUUUUUUAUUUCUCUUCAACUAUCUUCAAAAGUUUUGGUGUGCCAUCAGAUCUUGCAAACACUUGUGUAGGAAUUUGCAAUCUAGUGGGGUCAAUUCUUGCAAUGAUUUUGAUGGAUAAACUAGGAAGGAAAGUGCUUCUCCUGGGGAGUUUCAUGGGCAUGGUUGUAUCAUUGGGUCUGCAAGUCAUUGCUGCAAGUUCCUUCGCAUCAGAAUAUGCAGCCAUGUAUCUAUCUGUCGGUGGCAUAUUGAUGUUUGUCUUGUCUUUUGCUCUUGGUGCUGGUCCAGUUCCUGGUCUCCUCCUGUCAGAAAUACUUCCUAGCGCAAUCAGGGCUAAGGCAAUGGCAAUUUGCAUGGCUGUUCAUUGGGUUAUGAACUUCUUUGUUGGUCUACUAUUUUUACGCUUGUUGGAGCAAAUCGGGGCACAACUCUUGUACACUAUUUUUGCUUCAUUCUGUCUGAUGGCGGUGAUUUUUGUGAAGAAAAAUGUUGUGGAAACAAAAGGGAAGUCUCUUCAAGAAAUUGAGAUGGCACACCUUCCCCAAGAAGCAACAUAA